Cynoglossus semilaevis (tongue sole) is the source of this 2933-nucleotide messenger RNA. Its product is annotated as ubiquitin-conjugating enzyme E2 H-like. The transcript has 7 exons. Bases 517 to 1068 code for a protein of 183 amino acids. Lineage: Eukaryota; Metazoa; Chordata; Actinopteri; Pleuronectiformes; Cynoglossidae. The record is from RefSeq and is a predicted model, not a curated record.
CUGUUUUAGAAUGUUUAGGACCUAACAAGCUUAUAGAUCUAGGUAUAAUAGACAGACUUUCUUUUGAUUACUGAAUAGCCUUUGAAAUAAAACACGUACCAGGAGAACAUCAUUAAUUCUCUCGUAGACGUUCUCAUUACACGUAAACUUAAAUGAUUGCAGAAAGGAUCAAAGCAGUGUUAUGCGCUUUAAUAGAUGACAUUGACAGUGGUGUUGUAUUCUAUGGAGCACAUGUCUACAACCGAGCUCCUCCUUCUCUGCAGCUCUUGUCGCUGGAGGUUGAUGUCACAACAAGCAGAGUCCUCAGGACAGGACGCUAGGUAGAGUUCAGAGUCUCAGACGUACCCAGGAAGUCUUACACGAACAUAGGAAAACAAAGUGGACAAUGCUGCGUUCAGGUUCUUGUUUAUGGAGAAUUCUGGAAGACUGUUGAGAACAGUUUAUCCAAACUAAAAGUCAAGGUAGAGCCUCAUCACCGCCGCAGCAUUUUUACAUCACUUAGUAGGAAUACAAAAUAUGUCGUCUCCAAGUCCAGGCAAGAGGCGAAUGGACACCGACGUGGUAAAACUCAUUGAGAGCAAACACGAGGUGACCAUCCUGAGUGGACUCAACGAGUUUGUGGUCAAGUUCCAUGGACCGCCUGGAACACCGUAUGAAGGAGGAGUGUGGAAGGUUCGAGUAGACCUGCCCGAUAAAUACCCCUUUAAAUCACCAUCGAUAGGUUUUAUUAAUAAAAUCUUUCACCCUAACAUUGAUGAAGCGUCAGGCACUGUGUGUUUAGAUGUCAUUAACCAGACAUGGACUCCUCUCUAUGAUCUCACCAAUAUCUUUGAGUCCUUCCUCCCUCAGUUACUUGCCUACCCCAACCCCAUCGAUCCCCUGAACGGAGACGCGGCUGCCAUGUACCUGCACAGACCAGAGGAUUAUAAACAUAAGAUCAAAGAGUACAUCCAGAAAUAUGCCACAGAGGAGGCACUAAAGGAGCAGGAUAAAGGAGGCGGAGACUCAUCGUCAGAGAGCUCCAUGUCAGACUUUUCAGAGGACGAGGCUCAGGAUAUGGAGUUGUAGUGAAGGAACAGAUCUGGUCCACUUUCACUCUCAACAGACCUGUAUUAAUAUCUAAGACAUUUUUUACAGUGACACUAUUUUUAUUGCUUCAUAGGGAUUUGCAGUAUGACAUUGCAAGAAUAUUCUCCCUUUAGGAAUUUGUGAGCACGCGUGUCUCUUCACUCUGACGGAGCCCGUUUUGGAUAAAAUAACAGAAUCUCAGUUUACAAAUCUCUGUGGCUUCAUCAAAGCUUUUACACCAAGUUUGAAUAGAGACCGACAGGAGGAGCAGUGGGAUCACCACCAGAAUCAAAACUAGACCUUUUAAAUUUAGUUUUUUUGAAACCACAAACUACAUCAGUGCAUCUUAUCUGUUGUACCUAUUUCUAUGUUUCUUAUUUAGAGUUUUUUUUAAGAGUUUUACUGAUCCAUCAGGCAUCCUUUUUGUCUUGGACAGAGGUCUACAACAUGACAAUCCACCGUCCUGAGCUCUUGGAGCUCUGACUUGGAGAGCCUAGACAGCCACUCUUGUUCUUUGUAAAUAUGUCACAUGUCAUUUUUGACCACACCGCUUCACUGACAGGACUGCACUUUUGCAGAGCUGCUAACAUCACAUUCAUCGCUGUUCAACCUGAGUGUGGUCCACAACAACACCACUGCGUAUCGGCGCAUAUACAUGUAGUAUAUGAAGGUGAACUGGGAAGAAAGAUGGCUGUGGCUAUACCGGCUGCUGACGCUCAGCAGAAGUGAAGGAGGUGCAUCAGAAAAAUGAUGCUUCUCACGUCCAACAUCGUUUCCUCUUCUUCCUCUCCGUUUUAGGAAAGUAUUUGUAUUCUUUAAGUUUUGCUGUGUAUCGUGGCAUAACACAGAAGUAAAGUGAGUGUGUAGGGCUUUGUGGCAUUGUACGGACACAAGCUUGCCCUGUGAGCCGUGUUCAACUGUUCUCGGUGUUAGACUUGUGUAGGGGUAGUUAGUUCUUUGCGGGUUCUUUUUCCUCUAUAAUGAAGAAUGGUUUAAAACUUGUGUAACACACUAGAAGACUAAUUGUCCUGUAACGCUGAGAAGAAUUAUUUCAUAUCCGUGUGUGGAUCACUUCUUUUUUUUUUUUUUUUUGAGUUAAAUCAAUAUCACAGAGACCUGGCGCCCUUUGGAGCAUUCAUCAGGCACGGAGCCUUACGGAUAUGCACAAAGUAUACAAGUAUGUUACUUUUUCUUUUAUUUUUAUGUGAAACUAAAAGUAAGUUUCAUUUAUUACCAUUGGAAUUAGCAGUUUGUUUUCUGCAAAACAUGUUCUAAACUUGAAUUAAUACUGUCUUUAUAUUUUAGAAGAAGAUCAGACUUUUUUCUGUAGUGUCUUCAUUUGUGAAUGACAUAGGUUAAUAAAACUUAUGGAAAAUAAUGCUGUAUUUGUGAAAUAGUUCUGAUGGCUCAAAAUAACCUUUAUAAACAAAUAUAUGUUGGUGUAGCUCUUAGGACAAUGUUAUGCUGAAGAAACAACACAACAACAUCUGGAUCCAUCAAUGUGUUGUGUGUAUUUGUCUUUGCCAUUGAAGAAAACCUACUUGAUUCUUAUAAUUUCUUACAGGAUCAAUUAAUUUUUUUGAAUCACUAUCAUAAAAAAAUGUAUUCUUUUCAUAUAAUCACGUGCAGCGAAUCUACUCUGUAAUGCUGCCCUCUGUUGGUGGGGACACAUUUCAACAUGCUACGGUUGAGGAAAUGAUGUGUAUACUGUAAGAAAAUCCCCAAUGUCUGGAUGUAACCCGGCAGAUUGGGUUCUACACUUUUUUUAAUGCAUAAUUUGUCAUUGGCUUGACACUGAUAUUUCUGAGCCUUUUAAAGUAAUAUUCGUUGUAUCACUAAGUUAGUUAUAUGUAGUAAAUAUCACU